CGUGCCCGAAAGCGAAUGCGAGCUGAAAACGAGCAAAAAGAUAAGAAAACUCGUUGUGAAAAGUGAUAAACGUUGGUGUUUCGAAUAAAGCUGGGAAACAACAAAUGUUAUAAAAUGUAAAAAUAAAUAAUCAAAAAACCGAAAGAAGCGAAGAAGAAGCAGCAGCAACGUGAACGGGAGCAGUGACGGCAGUAGAUAACGCUGCAUACUUAGUGGCAUCAGACGUGCCGGCACCUGCCGCAACAACAGACCCAUUAGACAGCAUGAGUGCCACUGGCAACGGCAACAGCAACAGCAGCGCCAUCAAUACUACCGCCACCACCACUAGCACCGCCACGACUGGCAACACCGUCACCAAUCCAGCAUCGACGCACAUUUUUCGUUCGCUGUCGUCGGAGAGCCAGAAACGGGAAUGGUCGAAACGUCUCUCAUUGCGUGGCAUGCGACAUGGCGCUGGAGCCGUAGGUGGCAGUCUGGCUGCCAGCAAGGAGGAAACGGCGGGAGUGGGAGUGGGCGGAGCAGUCGGCGGAGCGGGCAAACAUCGCAAAUUCUUUAGUCGCUCCGCAUCACUGAAGCAGGCGGGCAGCGGUGCCGGCAGCACGCAAGCCUCGAUGGAAUUGCAUGUACCUGGGCACUCAUCCGCAGCUGGCUCACCAUCUGGACUGGCGCAUCCGCUGACACAGCCAUCGACGCCAAAGAAAUCCAAUUGGGAGGUGAUCGAACAUUUCAAUACCAGCGCCAAGGGAGGCAAAGCAAUGGUUAGCAGCAGCCUGAUUGCGGCUGGCAUCACGCGCUGCAACAUUGACGAGUCGAUUGAUUCAACCAACUCGAGCUCCACCUGCCACAGUCCGAUGAUCUAUCAACGGGACGAGGCACAGCUGCUGCAGCAGCAAUCCGAUGCAGCCGAUGGCCGAAGCAAUGUGGAAGCGAACAAUCCAAGCACCACGGGCAUUCAGGCGGGCAGUCCAAGCAUCUCAUUUUGGUAUCGUUUGAAUCGCAUCAUUUUGCGUCUCUGCUCGACGCAUCAGUUCAAGAAUCUGCAGGUGGAAAUGCUCUAUCAGCGUUAUUUUCUACGAAUGAAUCAAAGUAAUACGACGCACAUUCUGGGCCUAUUGCUAACGUUGAUUUUGGCAUUAUCCUGCACCCAGCUGGUGUACACCACGCUCCAGUUACGUCGCAGCCAACCGGCCACAGGGCUGACAUCCGCAACGAUUCGAUUGGCGGCUCAGCAGCUCGACUCGAAUGCCACGAACAGCGAAAAUGUUACGCACUUUAUGACGGCCACAGCAACAGCUGCACCUGCAGCACCGCCAACAGCACCACCAUCACCACCCUCGCCACAGCCUGCAAAGCAAAUGAGCCAUCAUCGGCGUUUGGUUUCCAUUGACAGUCUGGCAGCGCUGAACACUGUGCAAAUUCCAAAUGGCAUUCGCCGCAACGCUAAUGCGGCACAGCGGACAGCAGUUGCCGCCAAGCGAGGGCAGCAGUGGCUGGGACGUCGGCAAAAGCGUAAGCAUUAUCGACGCCUACACAAGCAUCGCUACAAACAGCAUCAGCAUCAGCAUCGUGCCAGAUACAAACGAGGCAUGCAGCAGCAGCAGAAACAACUGAUUGACCAAGUGAAUGAGGCAACUGCUGGAGCUGAAGCCGAUGCCGAUGAUGAUGUCGAUGACGAUAAUGAUGGUGGCAUUAAACGCUUUAUGGGGCUGCGCGACUACAAUGAUAACAAUCGUCAGCAUUUGCCCUUCAGUCGCCGCCAGGCACGUGCUGAAGUGUUCAAAUUGACGCCGUUUGAUGGCGUUGCCGAUGCGAAUGCCACGCAGCAACAGCAACAGGAGAAGGUGGAACAGCAGCAGAACGCGCCACAUGAGCCGAUAGAAAGUGAAAUAUUUGGCUUAACUGGUAAUUUGGAGAGUUCAUUGGAUUACACGCAUGUUUUCUACUCGAUAUUCAUGCAAAUCGAUGACGCCGUGCUCGUCUUUCUCAUUGUCAUGCUAAUCUGUGGCAUCGUCUAUGCAUUUCUGCUCUGCAUACUGUCCAAGCCGGCGAUGAAUGAAAUAUUUCUGGUGCUCGUCUCUUAUGUCAUAUUGGGCACGUUUCUGGCCAUUGAAGUUGCCGUCAGCUACGUGCUGCAGCCAAGCAAAUCGUUUAAUGGCAGCGCCUGUUGCAUUGUGCUCAUCUACAUGACGUACACAAUGCUGCCGCUGCGGUUGCGUGAGUCGCUCAUCGGUGGCAUGUUGCUCAGUGGCACGCAUCUGUACACCUGUCUGCGUACACAAUACACGCUCGACAAGCUGGAGCAGCAGCAGCCGAUGGACCUGGAGCAGCGGGAGCAAAUGGAAACGCAUUUGUCCUGGCAGGAGCUGCUGUGCACCUGCAUUGCCCUGUUGCUGGCGAAUCUUACAGGUAUUUACACGCACUGGCCCAAGGAGAAGGCGCAGCGCAAGGCAUUCAUAGAAACGCGUCAGUGCAUCGAGGCGCGUUUGCGUACGCAGCGCGAAAAUCAACAACAGGAGCGUUUGCUGCUUUCGGUGCUGCCGCGACAUGUUGCCAUGGAGAUGAAGGAUGAUAUUGCGGGCCAGCCACGUGACACACAAUUUCAUAAGAUUUACAUACAGCGCCAUGAGAAUGUCAGCAUCCUGUUUGCAGACAUUUGCGGUUUCACUAGCCUGUCGGAUCAGUGCACUGCAGAGGAGUUGGUGCGUCUACUGAACGAGCUAUUUGCACGCUUUGAUCGAUUGGCUGCAGAGCAUCAUUGUCUGCGCAUAAAGCUGCUUGGUGAUUGUUAUUACUGCGUCUCCGGUUUGCCAGAGCCCAGGCCGGAUCAUGCCCAUUGCGCUGUUGAAAUGGGACUCGAUAUGAUAGACGCCAUAGCCCUGGUGCGCGAGGUAAUGGCCGUGAAUGUGAACAUGCGUGUGGGCAUUCACACGGGACGCGUGCACUGCGGUGUUUUGGGUCUAGUCAAAUGGCAAUUUGAUGUUUGGUCCAAUGAUGUGACUUUGGCCAAUCACAUGGAGAGCGGCGGCAUACCUGGUCGCGUGCACAUCACCAAGGAAACUCUCAAGUGUUUGGAUGGCGAUUACGAGGUAGAGGAGGGCAAGGGAGCUGACAGAAACUCCUAUCUUAAGGAUCAUCAGAUCGAGACAUAUCUCAUAGUGCCAGGCGAUAUAUACAGACCGCACAAGAAAUCGCGCAAUCGCCUGCAGGUAAAUGGCAACAUAUCCAAGGAGCUGCGCAUGAUGGGUCACGGCACGGCACAGAAGCACACAUCCAAAUUCGGUUUCGGCGACAGCUCGGAGAGCCACAAGGAUCCCGAGGAUGAGGUCAAUGAGUAUUUGAUGCGCGCCAUCGAUGCACGCAGCAUCGAUCAUCUGCGCGCCGAGCAUUGCCAAUCGCUGUUAUUGUGCUUCAAGAGCGACGCGUUGGAGCGCAAGUAUGCCAGCGAACCGGAUCGCAUGCUCUGCGUUUACUUCUAUUGCAGUUUGCUUGUGCUGCUGGGCACCACGCUGAUGCGCUUUGUGGUUUUUGACACAUCCCCACUCUGCUUCCUGCUGUCCAUGUGCGCUUUGCUGCUGCUGCUUCUGCUGGUCUUCUUGGUGGCUGGUCAUGAAAUCAAUGUGAAGCUUCCGUUGUUGGUGAAGCGCUUCUCGUUGCGCAUUCACAGUAAUCGCACCUUGUCGCAGUUCUUUGCCUUUGCCACUGUUUCGCUGAUUGUUUUGACCACGUUGCUGGCCAUGUUGCAGGAAUCAAUGCGUCAAUUGGAUUUGCUGCAUAACGAAUGGCUCUGGCUGCACCUGAACAGCAGCAGCCAGGUGGAGCAACUGGAUCUAGAGCUGGAGCAGGAAUUGCAGCUGCUGCCUGCGGCAAACUGUGAUUUCUAUUUUGCGUAUAAUACAUUUCUGUUGCUAACGCUGCUCUCGAUGAUGUGCUGUGCCACGUACCAAGUGCUGCGCAUAGUGCUGAAGCUGCUGCUGCUGCUUUUGGCCGCUGGCAGCUACAUGGCCUGCUCCUCGUAUUUAUAUGUGAGCAGCAGGCAAAUCAGCGCAGACUUGGCCAAUGAGGAAGCCCUGCUGCGCUAUAUAAUUGACUCAAUCUUCCUAUUUGCAUUUAUGCUCGCCCUGAUCUUCCAUAGCCAUCAAACGGAGGCCACUUAUCGCUUGGACUUCAUCUGGAAGCUGCAGGCAACGGAGGAGAAAGAGGAUAUGGAGCAUUUGCAGGCUUAUAAUCGGAAACUGCUCGAAAAUAUUUUGCCCGUGCAUGUCGCCGAGCAUUUUCUGAGCCGCGAGAAGCAUCUCGAUGAUUUGUAUCACGAGCAAUGCGAUUCCGUGUGCAUACUCUUUGCCAGCAUACCAAAUUUCUCCGAGUUCUACGUGGAGCUGGAGGGCAACAACGAGGGCGUCGAAUGUCUGCGUCUGCUCAACGAAAUAAUUGCCGACUUUGAUGAGCUGCUGAGUGAGGAGCGCUUCCGUUGCAUAGAGAAAAUCAAGAGCACGGGCGCCACCUACAUGGCUGCCUCUGGGCUGACGGCCAACACCUGCGACCAGGUGAACUUUAGCCAUGUCACCGCAAUGGCCGACUACGCGUUGCAGCUCUUCGACAAGAUUGAGGAGGUCAACAUGCACUCGUUCAACAACUUUCGCAUGCGCAUAGGCAUUAACAUUGGACCCGUGGUGGCUGGUGUGAUUGGCGCCUGCAAGCCGCAGUAUGAUAUUUGGGGCAAUGCCGUGAACGUGGCCUCCCGCAUGGACUCGACGGGUCUGGUCGAUCACAUACAGGUGACCCAGGAGAUGCAGCAGCUGCUAGAGUGCCGCGGCUACGAGCUCACCUGCCGCGGCAGCGUCAAUGUCAAGGGCAAGGGCUCCAUGAUAACCUAUUUUCUGAAAGGCAAGGCACAGCAGCCGACGCCCGCCAUGCCCGUGGAGGCCUUGGCGACGGCCGUCGGGGAGAAGAUGCCAGCGGAAGCUGACAAGACGCCAGUGAUUGAGACUGUUGCUCCGGCCACAGUUGAGCCACCAGACGAUGUGCAUGUGGACGAGGACGACGAGGAGGAUGACAUAGACUUGAAUUCCAAUAUGCAAAACUUGACGGCGCAGCGGCGCAAAUCUCUGUGCCGACAGCACAAUAUCUCCUCCUCGUUCGGCACCAAUGUCAGCUCCACGGGCAUCACGCCCAGCAUCUCGAACAGCUCCAGUGUGGUGACAAUUGGCGCGCUGCCCGUGCUGCUGCGCAAUGCGAAUCAAGCGAAUGCCGACAGCUGUGCCACGCCCACAGCGCCCAGAACCUUGGUCGCUGAGCUCAAGGAGGAGAUCGCACGGGACGAGAAGAGCGCACUGAAAGACUCCAUUGAGAAUCUGGAGAUUCUGCUGAAGAACAACAUCAGCCUCUCGGAUCUGAGCAACAAGCAGCAGCAGAAUCUGCGCAGCGAGGGCAGCUGCAGCAGCUCGGCGACGACGACGCUGCGCAAGCGAGACACCAUCGUUAGCUUCCACGUGACCGAGACGCUGACCACGACAGCUGCGUAUGUGCAGCAGCAGCAGCGCAAGCGCCGCUCGGUGAGCACCAUGGCCGCCAGCUGCACCACCAGCUGCAGCAGCACCAUCACCACCCGGCUGCUCUCCAAUGAGAGCCAGAGCUCGGCACACACAGCGCCCGGCACGCUGGAGAGCGGCGAAGCAGCCGGCGCUGGAGCAGACGCCACUCAAUGCCAGGCGCUGGAUUGGCAGCCGCGCACAGCCAGCCUGGAGCCGAAUCGCAGUCCCAUCAAGACAUCCCAAUCGAUGAGCCCCAUCGGCCUGGCCACCGAGGUGUUCGUGCUGCCCAACAGUCGCAGCAUGAUCCUCAUCAGCAGCAGCAGCACUGGCAGCAGCCCGGGAGGCGCCGGCGGCGGAUUGGCACCAGCUGGAGGCAGCGCUCAGCGACCAGGGCUGCUGCAGCAGCAAAACGAAGCGGCGCCAAUUUCUGCCUAGAUCUUGCGCGCGCGGCGCCAGAGG
Molecule: messenger RNA, 5990 nt
Organism: Drosophila hydei
Lineage: Eukaryota; Metazoa; Arthropoda; Insecta; Diptera; Drosophilidae
Product: adenylate cyclase type 6
Exons: 30
Coding region: 264-5966 (1900 amino acids)
Biological process (GO): adenylate cyclase-inhibiting G protein-coupled receptor signaling pathway; cAMP biosynthetic process; intracellular signal transduction
Cellular component (GO): plasma membrane
Molecular function (GO): adenylate cyclase activity
Source: RefSeq, a predicted model, not a curated record